Messenger RNA from Pseudopipra pipra, 2702 nucleotides. It is a transcript of the gene GPAT4, whose product is annotated as glycerol-3-phosphate acyltransferase 4. Gene Ontology annotation, cellular component: endoplasmic reticulum. The record is from RefSeq and is a predicted model, not a curated record. The coding region runs from base 1065 to 2432 and encodes 455 amino acids. Gene Ontology annotation, biological process: triglyceride biosynthetic process. The transcript has 13 exons. NCBI's taxonomy places the organism in Eukaryota, Metazoa, Chordata, Aves, Passeriformes, Pipridae. Gene Ontology annotation, molecular function: glycerol-3-phosphate O-acyltransferase activity.
CCUUCCCCUGCUCGGGGGGCCGGUCUGACCUGUUCGCCGGCGUGAGUCCUGGUUCGGAUGGGUGACGGCUCCGGCAUAAUGGGCACGUGUGGCUGACGAGCCGCCUCUCCCAGGACAUGGUCUGUGCGCGUGUCUUUGAAGCACUUACCAUAUUCUUAGCGUUACUGGUACAGCCGUGUUCAACCAGCAGCUGCAACGCGCUGUACAGGGGAGCAAGAGGAUCUUCACAGACUCUCCUCUGCCCUCACUGCCUUCCAGGUUCCAGAGCCCACUGUCCCUGGCCUCCUGCCACCAUCUCUGCGCUGACACCUCUGCGAGCUGCUGACUUGGGUUGCUCUUUCCUCCGCUGCUGCUGGUGGCACGUGAGUGCCUCGUCUGCCAAGAAGCCAACUCUCUGUUUGAAGAGCUUCCCAGCGACACAGGCUUCGUUCGUGUCUGUAACAGCCCUUCAGCGUGAGUGGAUGCCAGGGGCCUCCAGAACUGAACCCGUUCCAGGCGUCAUGCGAGGACCUGUGCCGGCACCCGUGUCCUCGUGGGGAGAACAGUAAUAGCUCCACACACGGUAGGCUCCGGCGAGCGCCAACUCCCUCCAUCUCCUCCAAUGCAGGCUCAGGGAUGGACUCCACCUUGUCCCUCUGAAGAGACUCUGCAUGCUCUCAGCAGCCGGGAGGGGAUUCUGCUGCCAGCUUCUCCCCAAGCUGCCCCGCUGCAGGACUCGCUCGGCAGCAGCCUGGGAGGGGCCCCGCGGUCGUGUCGCUGCCGUGCCCCCCGCGCGCCCAUGGACGGGCCGGUGUGCGAGUGCCCUCUGCUCUGAGCUCCUCGGCCCGCGCUCGCCUGGCCUCCUGGCAGACUCCUGGCUUGUUCUCCCAAGUGCUCUCCCUGAUCCCGUUGCAUUCCCUGUCUCUCAGAGCCCCAAAAGGAUGUGAACUUUGGAAUGGGGUCUGUGAGCAGGCUGCGGACUCGGCGCGUGUGUGAGACUGUUGCUCAGUAACAGGAGGACUGGUUCAUCGCUGCGGGCAGUCCUGUCUGGCUGCAGGGCCCCGGCCUUGCCUGGGCCCUUCACCAUGUUCCUCCUGCUGCCCUUUGACAGCCUGGUGGUUAAUCUCUUGGGGAUUUCCAUAACUGUCCUCUUCACUCUGCUUCUGGUUUUCAUCAUCGUGCCAGCAAUUUUUGGAGUCUCCUUUGGUAUCCGCAAGGUUUACAUGAAAACUUUAUUAAAAAUUUUUCAGUGGGCGACACUGAGAAUAGAGCGUGGUGCCAAGGAGAAGAACCAUCCGUUGUACAAGCCCUAUGUCAAUGGUAUCAUUGCAAAGGAGCCAACGUCGCUGGAGGAGGAGAUCAAGGAGCUCCGGCGGAGCGGCAGCGGCAAAGCCCUGGACACCCCCGAGUUUGAGCUCUCAGACAUCUUCUAUUUCUGCCGCAAAGGCAUUGAGACCAUCAUGGACGAUGAGGUGACCAAGAGGUUCUCAGCUGAAGAGCUGGAGUCCUGGAACCUGCUCAGCAGGACCAACUACAACUUCCAGUACAUCAGCCUGCGCCUGACGGUGCUCUGGGGCCUCGGGGUGCUCAUCCGCUACUGCUUCCUGCUGCCCCUGCGGAUAGCCCUGGCAUUUACUGGCAUCAGCUUGUUGGUGACUGGCACCACAGUGGUGGGAUAUUUGCCAAAUGGAAGGUGUAAGGAGUUCCUGAGCAAACACGUGCACCUGAUGUGUUACCGGAUCUGCGUGCGGGCCCUCACAGCCAUCAUCACCUACCACGACCGAGAAAACAGACCCCGAAACGGAGGCAUCUGCGUGGCCAAUCACACCUCCCCCAUCGACGUGAUCAUCCUGGCCAGCGAUGGCUACUACGCCAUGGUGGGUCAGGUCCACGGCGGGCUCAUGGGUGUGAUACAGAGGGCCAUGGUGAAAGCUUGUCCCCACGUCUGGUUCGAGCGCUCUGAGGUCAGAGAUCGUCACCUGGUGGCCAAAAGGCUCACAGAACAUGUCCAGGACAAGAGCAAACUGCCCAUUCUUAUUUUUCCAGAAGGAACGUGCAUCAACAACACAUCUGUGAUGAUGUUCAAGAAGGGGAGCUUUGAAAUCGGAGCCACAGUUUACCCUGUAGCCAUCAAGUACGACCCACAGUUCGGAGAUGCCUUUUGGAACAGCAGCAAAUACGGGAUGGUGACCUACCUCCUCAGGAUGAUGACCAGCUGGGCCAUUGUCUGCAGCGUCUGGUACCUGCCCCCAAUGACCAGGCAGCCUGAAGAGGAUGCAGUGCAGUUUGCCAAUCGAGUGAAGUCAGCCAUUGCCAGGCAGGGGGGCCUCGUGGAUCUGCUCUGGGAUGGAGGACUGAAGAGGGAGAAGGUGAAAGACGCCUUCAAGGAGGAGCAACAGAAACUCUACAGCAAAAUGAUUGUAGGCAACCAUGAGGACCGGAGCCGCUCCUGAUGCUGCUGCCUCCAGCACUGCCGAGGGGCUGCAGAGCCCUCUGCCUCCAGCACCAGCCAGGGCUUGUCUGGAGCAACUCCAAACCUUUGGACUUGGGCCACUCCAGAGCUGCUUGGACUCACUCCUUCACCCUCUGGCUGUUCUCUCCCAGAGGCACUAUUAUUGCCUGGAGUCUUUAGGCCCUGGGCAGCUCGUGGCAAAGAUGCCUUCUCAUUUCUGUUACAGUGAAGCCCCAUGCAGGGGCAGUAUUAAAAGAAACUCUUAUGGUGU